Aspergillus tanneri is the source of this 1593-nucleotide messenger RNA. RefSeq lists its product as uncharacterized. NCBI's taxonomy places the organism in Eukaryota, Fungi, Ascomycota, Eurotiomycetes, Eurotiales, Aspergillaceae. The record is from RefSeq and is a predicted model, not a curated record. Bases 1 to 1593 code for a protein of 530 amino acids. Gene Ontology annotation, molecular function: transcription coregulator activity. Gene Ontology annotation, cellular component: cytoplasm; SBF transcription complex. The transcript has 2 exons.
AUGGGCGGAUCGCCGCACUUAAAUGAGCGCCAACACGUGCCGCAAGCACAAUCACAGUUGGGUUCUCAGUAUCCUGUCGCGGCGGCUCGUGAGAAUGGACGGGCCGCCUCCUCGCACGACUUCUACAACACUGUAGAGCGCAAUAUAAUACCUGCUACCCAUCAUCCAGUAUCACCAUUGGACGCGCGAACAGAGACAGAACCUGCGAAUUCGUCCCAUAAGAACCAUAGCGAAACUACAAGUUCAGCAUCAUCUAUAGUGCUUGUUCCUCAGUCGCAAGAGCUGGACUCGUCGAAUUGUACAACGGCGCAACGUGGUUCUCUUUUGCAACCACCAAUGCAGCCCGAGUCUACAGGAGCUAGCAACCUUGGAAAAAUAGAUGAAAAGACAGUCGCAUUGAACCCAGAUACACAAAAUGACACCCCAGGAUCUGAGAGUCCGUCUAAAUUGCUACUAGGCCAGAAGCGGACCGCAACAGGCGUGGUCAAACCUGCAGCCAACCCGCAAGAUCCUCAUUAUCUAGACCAAAACGGCACCGAAAGGCGUCGUUCUCGAAGCAUCGGCUCCGUUUCACGUGGGAGCAGGAUAGCGGCGUUGUCCGUACAUCUUCGUACGCGUCUCUCCUACGCCGCAGCCAAAAUCGAGAAAAACCGUCAGUCCCACAAUGCUCAAAACCAAUUGCCAUUGGAGCUCCUACACAGUGGUGCAUUAUCCCAAAUAUCGAGUGUAGACUCAUUGAGACGAAUAGGGCUUUGUCCCUCCCCCGACGAUGCUCAAGCGAUGGAUAUAAAUUCACCAGACGGCACGACCGUGUCUGCACCAGACUUCCAGUUUAUAAAAGAUCCUUUGCGGGCAUCGCCAAUAGUCCGGUCGGAUGCAUCAACCCCUCUCGCGCUGCAAGGUGAACGAUUAAAAUCCCACAGUUCAACGGCCGCUGCGCCAAAACUUGCACCGCCCGCAGACAUCAUUUCGAGUAACAGCACUCGACGAAGACGGCCAAACCCGAAUGAAACCCUACAACAACCACGACAUUCCCAUUUCCCCCUUCAUCGAAGACAUCAUUCGCAGCAAGAAUCUAGUGUCUCAAGGCCGGCCAUCAAUUCGGGAACUGUCUUGGUACCUGGAACACCACCUCUUCGACCGUCAUCUCAUACCACCUCUACUCCUUAUGAUGCCGUAUCCAGUCGGCAUGGUCAGUCGCAAAAUUCUUCGAUGGAACAAGAUGCCAUUGAGACGUUGCUUUUCAUGUCCAGCCCGGGAAACUCGGGUUACCAUUCCAACUCCCAAAGUUCCCAGCCUCAGAAGAGUCUGAUACACAGCAGUAUUAGUAACUCGAUAGAUUCCAUAUCCAGCUCUAAAUGGUGUCAGGCUCCUUGUAUUAAAGAUGAACUUGAACCGUCCGAUUCUCAAGAGCGCAGUUCGCGUUUGGGCCUGGAAGCGCAGGCUGGUGACGAGAUAGAUCGCAUUCUAGACCAGAUGGACAGCGAUAGUGACGAUGAGAAGCAGUUCACGUCUAAUCUCUCAAACCGUCUCAACACGAGUUCGAUGUCUAAUGACAGUUCUGCAAGACAAGGGGAGUCUUCUACGUCCUAA